UCGAUAAUUAUAGUUGCAAAAAUGUCAAAUAAUAAUAAUAAUAAUAACCGUAGUGGUAGUAGUAGUAUUAUCGGUAAUAGUUCGAUGACCAACAUUGAUCAUUAUCAACAACAACAGCGACAAUUGUCGGUGUCAUCAUCAUCAUCGACAACAGCGGCAGCAAUGCAACAACAAUGUUUAACACCUAUGUAUUAUGAUGACAUACCGGAAAUUGUUCCAUAUGAAGAUUAUGAUAAUGUAAAGGCAAAACAUCGAGCUUCAAUAUUGUGGUUGAUUGCGAAAGCAACAGAUAAUGGCCGUAUACCAACCGAACUACGUGAUCCAUUCUAUCGUGAUCAUCAAGGACAAGAAUUAUUAAAACCAUGGAUAACACAACGUAUGGCCAAUGCAGAAUUAUAUGGCCGAGCAUUGGCCAACAUUUAUGGUGUACCUGAUUAUUCAUCAUUUAGCCAUCAGAAUAUUCUGCAAUUAUUGACAAGACGUGGUGUUUUCACCGAUCAGCUUGGUAUUGCUGAAAUUGGUGAACAUAUUACUGAAACAAUGUUGUUGAAAAAUUGUCCUGUUAAAUUGGCAGCACAUAUGGUGAUCAUUGAAUGUAUAAUGAUGUUGUAUAUACGUGAAAUAUUGAUACCAAUCAAAGUGAUGGAAGUUACAAGUCGAUUUUCUGGUGAAGAUAUUGAUGGCGUUGUCUAUACAGAAUUACCACCAAGUACUGAACCAGAAGAUGUAGCACUUUAUUGGGUGAAUCGUGCCUGUUCUCAACUUAAUCAAGAGAUUGCUAGAGAUUAUAUUCAACAACAGCAACAACAACAAUCGGAUGAUGGGGAUUGUCAACCACCACCGCCGCCACCACCAGUAGUUGUGCCUUCAUUAGAAGAAUUAAGUGAUAUGUGUGAUGGUUGUUCAUUGUUUGCAUUGAUGGCAUUCUAUUGUCCAGAUCAUGUUGAUUGGCGUGAAAUUUGCCUUAAACAAGAUAUUUCUAUUGCCGAUUCUAUCUAUAAUCUACAGCGGAUACAAUAUUUUUGUCAAGAAUUAUUUCCAUCUGAUAUAUGUUUUUUAUUGCUGGAAGAUUUUCUCUACUUACCUGAACCGAUUGUGCCGAAUUUUCUAGCAUUCAUUGCUGAUCUGUUGUUCAUGUUUGAAAUACAACCAGUUGAAUCGGUUAUACCGCCAUAUAUUCGUCUUUAUCCAGAAUUGUAUCAGGAAGAAUAUCAUCCAAGUUAUCCACAAAUGUUAACACCAUCUGAAAUGAAAGCAAAAUCAUUGAAAUCAACAUGGAAUAAUAACAAUAACAAUAAUAAUAAUGAUUCAAUUGAAACAUCAUCAGGUGGUGGUGCAAGUGUUGAAUAUCCACCGAAUCAUCCAAUCUAUGAUAGACCAUCGUAUACACAACAACCACAACGAACGUUAUCUAAUUUAACACUAAGUUAUCACCAACAACAACAUCAACAUGGUACAUCAUCAUCAUCAUCAAGACGAAAUUCAUUGAAUAAAUCAAUGAAUCGACGAUCAUCAUUUUUAUCAACAAAUGGUAUGAAUGAAAUGAUUUCAAAUCACAAUCAUCAUCAUUUACAUGAUCAAUCACCUGAUGUUGAAGAUGAAAGUCUUUAUAUUGAACCAAUGACAAAUCCAAAUAACAGUGAUGAUCCAAAUGUCACACAAUUAUCACAAUAUUUUUCUAGUAUAAAUUUAACACCAUCAUUAUCUAAUAACCAUCAUGGUACAAUGAUGAUGAAAGAUAAUAAUGAUGAAUAUCAUAAGAAUCGUUCACGUGCAUCAGGUGGCCAUCUUAAUGAUUAUUUUUCCAGUCUUUCCACUGUUGAUCAACAGCAACAGCAACAUUCAACCAAUGCCAUUAAUAAUAAUACACAUGUACGUGCACAACGUCAACAUCCAAAUAAUGCUGAUAAUGUUAAACAAUUAUUACAUCAUCAUCAUCAUCAUCAUAAAGAUCAUCAUGGUUCUUAUAACAACAACAACAACGCCAAUGAUAGCCAAACAAAUUCUAGUGAUACAUCAAGUAUAGCUGAAAUGUCUGAUUAUUCCACAAUUACUGGCACUGGUGCUGCUACAGCUGAUCAAUCAUUGAUUCGUGCACAAUUGAAUGAAAAACGUAAACAAAUUGAACAAGAUCGACAACAAGAACGGCAAAAACGGGUUUCUUCUGAUCAUAAUUUUCGCCAAGAAGUAUUGAAAACAUUAAAAAAUCAACACCAACAACAGGAUAUGAUUAUGGAUACAAUGGAUUUUUGUCGCACUGAUAAUCUGGAUGAUGAUAAUUUAACAUUUGAAAUACAUGAAUUGAAUCCAAUUAGACGUGAAAAAACAUUUACCAGUAUUCCAUCAUCAGUUUUAGCAUCAUCAACCACCACCACCACUAAUAAUAAUAAAUCAACGUUUGUACGAAAAAAUCUUUUUUCAGCAUCUGAUGAUCUGAAAGCAUCAAUGACUGAUUUGAAUUAUGCAAAUGCCAAAGAUUAUCAUCCUCCGCAUCAUCACUCCUCAUUCUCAUCAAAAUCUGAUUCAAAUUCAACCAAAUCAAUUGUAAAUGAUCAAUCAUCAAAGAUAGUAGAAACUAGCGAACAAAAACAAUCAUCAGAAUCAACAACACCACCAUCGGAACAUAAUAAAUUGGAUCAAGAAAUUCAAUCUCAAGAAUCCUCUUCUUCAGCGAUUAUUCAACCGUUAUCCACUCAACAGUCACAAACACAAACAACACCAUCGAUACCAUUACCACAACCACCAUCAUCAUCACAACAGCAACAGCAACAACAACAACAGCAAACACCACGAAGAAGUCAAUGGGGUCAACCAAUGAUACCAUUGGCCGGUCAGCAUCAGAUACAUGGUGGUGUAUUACCACCGGCACCACCAAUUGUACCAUCAACACAUCCUUAUCAUCAACCACCAGCAUGGUCACAAACGGCACCACCAAUUGGAUAUGAUUCACAAUGGUAUCAUCAUCAUCAUCAUCAUCAAUCGCCUUAUCAUCAUCCACCUCCACAAUCAGCUUAUCCGCCAUAUGGUUAUGUUCCACCACCACCACCACCACCAAUGCAUCCAUAUGAUCCAUAUGGUGGUGGUGCAUAUGUUAGUCCACCAGGAACUACUGCUACAGCAACAUCUCAAGAUCCAUAUGUUUUGUCACCAAUGUCUGGCUAUCCACCACAACCACCGACGCAUACAAUAACACCUCAACAAUUUUCCACAAUUCCAGUAACCGAUCAACAACAACAACAACAUCAAUCGAUUAAUAAUAAUAAUUUGAAUGAUAAUUCAACAAGUACGAAUGAUCAUCAUCAUGAACAACAACAACAGCCACAACAGCAUCCAAAUAAUAAAACACAACCAUCUUCUUCACAGCAGACUGAAACAUUUUUCAUUUCAUUCAAUGAUUGUGGCAAUCAACAACAAAAACAGCAACAACAGCAAACAAAACGAACAAGAUCCAUAAAAACGGAAUCGAAUGAUAAACCAACGUUGACAAGAACGGCAACACAAACAUUAGUUAGUGGGACAGAAUCGGGAAAAAAAUCACAAAAUGUUGUCGAUGAACAAAUGGAUGAAAGAAUACGAGAAUUGUAUAAUGUACGUCGACCAUCAAUUCCAUCGGUGCCUGCUGUUUCAUUUGUAAUAGCAGCUGAUGAUUUACAAAAUGAUAAUUUCAACAAUUCUGAUACGAAUCAUCAAUUAGAAGAUAGUCUUAUGAUGAUGAAUGGAUCAUUGAUGAUCAAUGGUGAUGGUGGUGAUGACCAUUAUUAUGGUGAUGACUCUGCAACACCACAACGAUCACAUUCAUCAUCAAUGAAUAAUAAUCAAUCUUUAUCUGGAAAAAGUGAAGAAGAAAUGCAACGUAAAAAAGAAGCGAUAAUGAAACAAUCAUUACGUCGGCGUGCCCAACACGAACAGAAACGUAUACAGAAAGAACAGGAAUUGGCCGCAAAACGUGAACGUGAACGUUUGAAACGUGAACAAAUGGAACGAAAAAAAGAAGAAGAACGUGAAAAACGAGCAUUUAUUUUCGACCAAUAUAAACGUCGUAAACAAUUGGCUGAAGAAAUUGAAAAAAAUGGUGGUGUUGCUGCAUUGCAAGGUACCGUUGCACGAAGUUCAUCCACUUUGAUACUAAAUCGUGGUGGUGGUGGUACAUCAUCUUUGCAUCAGCAGCAGCAGGUUAAAAUGCGUCAAGGAACUGGCACUCAACAGCGACCACGGCCAAAAUCAUUACAUGCUACAUUGUUGGAUGAAUGUUCGGCUGCUUUAUCAACUAUUUCUGGUUCAGUAUCAGGAUCAUCAUCACGUUUAAGUACAUCACGUGAUGAAAUCGAUGAUCUAAUGAGCUGUGGACGAUUAUCAUCUGCAGCGUCAAUCAGUGGUGUUGGUACAUCGAACAUUUCAAGACCACAAUCAGCAAUGAGUAGUCAGCUUUGUUUAAAUUCAUCAUCCAAUACGGCUGUUUCAACACCAACCGGUGCUUUUGGUGAACAUCAUCAUUCAUCCGCAUUUGCUGGUCUUUCGUCUGCAUUCGGUACGGAUUUAUCAUCAGGAAUCGGUAUUGGUUGUAGUAAUAAUAAUAAUCAACAACAACAACAACUGCAAAAUCAAGGUCCAACAUCCAGUAAUUUUUUUCAGGAAUAUAAUGGCCCAAAAUUAUUUGUGAAACCAAGUCAAAAAUCGAAUAAAGCACUAAUAUUGAAUGCUAUAAAUGUUGUUUUGGCCGGUGCUGUCAAUUCCGAUACAAAUCGUCGUGUCACUGAAGUGAUAAAUAAAUGUGAUAGUAAAUAUUAUUUGAUAUUGUUUCGUAAUUCUGGUCUACAAUAUCGAGCCAUUUAUUCAUAUAAUCCUGAACGUGAAGAAGUGACGAAAUUGGAUGGGAUUGGACCAAAAAUCGUACAUAAUGAUAUGAUUGAUAAAUUCUAUAAAUACAAUUCGGGUACAAAAAGUUUUACUGCAAUUCAAACGAAACAUUUAUGCGUCACAAUCGAUGCAUUCACAAUACAUAAUCAUCUAUGGAUGAGUAAAGCUAAACAGCAGCAGCUACAAUCAACGCCAAGGCGUUUUAUGUGAUGAUGAUGAUGAUGAUGAUCAUUAUCAUGAUGAUUCCACAAUUGUUCCAUAUUUAAAAACGGCAACAGAAAAUGAAAAUGAAUUUAUUUUUUUUUUGCCAAGUUCAAAUUUCAAUUUCUUUUUUCCUUUUUCAUUCU
Molecule: messenger RNA, 5204 nt
Organism: Dermatophagoides farinae (American house dust mite)
Lineage: Eukaryota; Metazoa; Arthropoda; Arachnida; Sarcoptiformes; Pyroglyphidae
Gene: Patronin
Product: calmodulin-regulated spectrin-associated protein patronin
Biological process (GO): negative regulation of microtubule depolymerization; cytoplasmic microtubule organization
Cellular component (GO): microtubule minus-end
Molecular function (GO): calmodulin binding; microtubule minus-end binding
Source: RefSeq, a predicted model, not a curated record